UUGCUCAUGCUGGUGUACAAGGAUAAAUCUGAACGAGCAAAAGGGCAUAAGGAGAGGAGCAGCAUGACCUUAGAAGACAUCUGUGGCUUGGAUCCUGGGCUCUCCUAUGAGGGCUUGAAUCACACGCUUGCAAUCAUCUGCCUCUCUCAAGUUGUGAUGCUGGGAUUUGAGAACAAGGAAACAAUGUAUGCUUGGGAUGUACGAAUCCGCUACAGUUUGGGGGAAGUUCAUAGAUUUCAAGUCUUUGUAGCACCUGGCACUAAACUAGAGAGUGGGCCUGCUACCCUGCAUUUCUGCAAUGACAUUCUCGUCCUUGCAAAAGACCUUCCUCCCAGUGUCAUGGGGCAGUGGAAGCUCUCAGAUCUGCGUCGGUAUGGAGCUGUCCCAAAUGGAUUCAUCUUUGAAGGGGGUACCAGGUGUGGCUUCUGGGCUGGUGUCUUUUUCCUCUCUUGUGCUGAAGGAGAGCAGAUCAGCUUUCUGUUCGACUGUAUCGUCCGUGGCAUCUCCCCGACCAAAGGCCCUUUUGGUUUGCGUCCAGUCCUACCAGAUCCAAGUGCAAAUCCAGCCUAUUCAGAAGAAAGAUUGGCUCAUGAAGCUUUGCAAUUAGAAAAGCGCUUAAGCUUGCUGUCCCAUACAAGUCGCCAAGGCAGUGGAGGAGAUGAUAGGAGUCUUUCAAGCUCAUCUUCAGAUACCAGCCACUCAGACGUCAGUGUUGGGAGCAGAUUGACAGUUUGGCCUGAACAGUCUUCGGCCAGCACCUCUCAAGAGAGCCAUGGACUGGCAGCUGCGAAGGGCAUUCAUCUUGGGGAAGAAAAAACCCUUCCAGAAGGGGCACGUGGCACCACUAAACCACCUCCGAAGCCCCUCCGAUCCAGACAGCUGCAGGAAAUAGGUCGUCAGGGUUCUUCCGACGGUGGAAUAGCUACUGGUAGUCACUCUUCUUACUCUGGAAGCUUCUCUUCCUAUGCUGGGAGCUUGGAUAUUUGCCAUGGUGAUGAGUUUGGAUCAUUGCUAAGCUUGCCAUUGAACUUUCCUUCGGAUCAGAGUUUAUGUACUUGUCCUCACGGUGAGCCCCAGAGAGGUGUGGGAUCAGAGUAUCAGGUUCCCAGCUCUCUCAGACACAUUUACGAUAUCCCCAGGAGUGUGUUGCAGGCAGCUUCUAAAGAUGUGCAGCCGAAGAGUGCGGAUUCCACACUACCCAAGGACCAGGCUCUAUCUCCUCAAGGUGCUAGUGACCCAAAACUGCUACGACCACACUUGGAAGCACGGAGGGUACCCGAGCACAGCCAGGACAGAGGGAGGCCUUCACCCUUACUUGCAGAAAGCAGCAAGGACUCAAGUGAUGAGACAUAUGUGGAUUUUGUUUCACGGUGGUCAGACACAAAAACACAAGGACAGGUGUCAGACUCCAAAAGUAGUGAGUUGUCACCACCUAGUGGGGCCUCAGCUGACCCCUGUGACACAUGUAGCCCCCACCUUGGGAUGACAAGAGCUCUUUUUUCAGCUUGUCCAAUCUGUGGUGGACUAAAGACUACAGCAGUAAUUAAGGGUAUAAUCAUUUGUUUGUUUUCUGCCCUCUAUGUAAACUCUGGCAAAUGGAGGGUUGAUUCAAUAGUGCUACGGUUCACUGUGCCUGAUAGAGUUGUUGCAAAACAUCUAAAGCCAAGUUCAUUAGCCUUUCCUAAGGGAACAGCAGUACUGCAGUCUGGAGUCUUACCAGCUAUAUCAG
This is a messenger RNA of Acanthisitta chloris (rifleman), 1729 nucleotides long. It is a transcript of the gene DOK7, whose product is annotated as docking protein 7. The transcript has 8 exons. The annotation marks the transcript as partial. Gene Ontology annotation, biological process: neuromuscular junction development; positive regulation of protein tyrosine kinase activity. NCBI's taxonomy places the organism in Eukaryota, Metazoa, Chordata, Aves, Passeriformes, Acanthisittidae. The record is from RefSeq and is a predicted model, not a curated record. Gene Ontology annotation, molecular function: protein kinase binding.